Messenger RNA from Zingiber officinale, 1122 nucleotides. Its product is annotated as protein FAR-RED IMPAIRED RESPONSE 1-like. NCBI's taxonomy places the organism in Eukaryota, Viridiplantae, Streptophyta, Magnoliopsida, Zingiberales, Zingiberaceae. The record is from RefSeq and is a predicted model, not a curated record. Gene Ontology annotation, biological process: regulation of DNA-templated transcription. The transcript has a single exon. Bases 1 to 1122 code for a protein of 373 amino acids. Gene Ontology annotation, molecular function: zinc ion binding.
AUGACAAUUGCAAUUGAAGAGGUAUUUCCGAAUUCGCAUCAUCGUCUGUGUCUUUGGCAUAUCAUGAAAAAAAUUCCAGCAAAAUUUGGUGGUCAUGCUCAAUACAAAAUGAUAAAGAAACAAUUGAAGAACAUUGUCUAUAACUCACUUACAAUUGAUGAGUGUGAUGAGAAUUGGUUGAAAAUGAUUGAGGAGUUUAAUUUGGAAAAUAAUGAUUGGUUGAAAUCUUUGCAUGAAGAACGACAUAGAUGGAUACCUGUAUACGUUAAAGAUAACUUUUGGGCAGGUAUGUCCACAUCUCAAAGAAGUGAAAGUAUGAAUGCAUUUUUUGAUGACUACGUCCAUUCUAAAACAUCUUUGAAGCAAUUUGUGGAGCAAUAUGAUAAUGCUUUGAAGAAGAAGAUUGAGAAUGAAAAACAUUUGGAUUUUGUUUCUUUUAAUUCUACCAUGCCACUUAUUCUUGGUUAUCCUAUUGAAAGACAAUUUCAAAAUGCAUACACUAACAACUUAUUUAAGUUGUUCCAAGAUGAAAUAAGAGGAUUGAUGUUUUGCGAUGCCUCAUUAUUGAAGGAAGAAGGGACAACUUUAAUAUUUGAAGUAGUAGAAACUAUUUUGGGAAAAAAUGGAGAACCCGUAAGGGAAGUUUCCUUUAGGGUACAUUAUAUGGAGUUAGAUUGCAAAUUGAAAUGUAUGUGCCGUCUAUUUGAGUUUCAGGGAAUUUUAUGUAGGCAUGUGAUCAAAGUGUUGAUAAGAAUGAAGGUGACAGAGGUUCCUAUGAAUUAUAUUAUGGACCGAUGGCGCAAAGAUUUUAAGCGUGGGUAUCAAAGUAUCAGUAACAUCUAUGAUGAUUUUGUUUGUGAUGGAGAAAGACAUCGAUAUAAUAUUCUCACUCCAUUGAUACAAGAGAUUCAACAACUUGGUGCAAAAAAUGAUGACAAUUGUUCUAUGUUGGUGGAAAUCUUGAAAGACACGAAGGAAAAACUAAUUGUUAAUGGUCUUGAGCAUUCAAGGGUUGAACAACUGCAAGGAGUAUCUACAUAUGAUUCAAAAGCAAUACACUCUCCAUUAAAAGUAAGAUCUCGAGGUCGUCCACCCACAAAGAGGAAACAAUCUAAAGAUUGA